This is a messenger RNA of Morchella importuna, 3207 nucleotides long. RefSeq lists its product as uncharacterized. The record is from RefSeq and is a predicted model, not a curated record. The transcript is spliced from 10 exons. Lineage: Eukaryota; Fungi; Ascomycota; Pezizomycetes; Pezizales; Morchellaceae. The coding region runs from base 1 to 3207 and encodes 1068 amino acids. Gene Ontology annotation, molecular function: protein binding.
AUGGCAGAGGCUUUUAGUGUUACAGAAAGUACUACUAAUAUCCUACAACUUACAGAGAAGCUGGUGGCGCUGGGUUAUGAGUAUAUCGCAGGCAUAAAAAACGCCCCAGACGAUCUUCGGCAGCUAUUGAACGAACUUCUCUCGCUCAGUAAUGUCCUUUUUAUGUUACAAGACCAUCUGCAGAACUCAACAAAUUCAACAGCCCCAAAUGCAGUAUUAGGCAGUAAGAAUGAUCUAAUGUCAGAAUGCACGCUUGGUUUGAAACAACUGAAGCUCAAGCUGGAGUUCAAGAAACGGAUCCGGGGAAAGAUGACGUGUCUUGUGUGGCCAUUAAAGAAGAGGGAAACCAUGAAGUGGAUAUCCCAAUUGGUACUUUAUAAUAGUCUUUUCUCAUUAAUUCUGACGACAUAUCAAUCCACCCUUUCAAAAGGCAAUGAGAGGCAUGCCCGGGAUACCAAUAUAAACAGCUUACCGGAUGAGUCUUCACGCGUGUCUUUAUCGGAGGAAAUUAGAGCGUGUACCCAGGAAUCAAAUUUCGGCGCACACAGCUUUCAAACAGAUUAUAGGGGUCAGUCCACCAGGAAAGAAAGACAAGAUCGAGCCAAGAUCGAAAAGGAUCAAAAUAGUAUUCUUAAUUGGUUAUUUCCUGGGAAUUUUGAUAUCAAACAUCUUGAGAUCAGUGGGGAAAGACUAAGAGGUACUGGGAAAUGGCUAAUGGAGACGCUCGAAUUCGAAAACUGGAUUAAAGGACGUCAAGAUUAUUUAUUGCUUUGGGGUUAUGGAAUUCCUGGUGCUGGAAAAACAUACUUGAGCUCACUGGUUAUUGAUCGAACAUUUCUCCGUGUUAUUUUUCAUAUUGAACAUAUAUGUCAACAAACCACAGUAAAUCAAAUCUUCACAGAGUUAGACAGGCUCAAUAUUCUAGGAUAUGAGGAAUCGAGGCCUUUGGAUUUUACUUACGACAUAAUCAUGAAUAUCAUCUAUAGGAAGCCGGGACGCUGCAAAGAACUGGCAUUAAGCGUUUUCUCAUGGCUUGUGAAAGCUAAACGAAAAUUGACAGUGGAAGAGAUUCGAGAAGCGGUUUCUAUCACAUUGGAUGCAAGUGGACUUGAUGCAAGGGACCUACCCGAUCAGUCGAUAUUGCUGGAUGCCUGUGCCGGGUUGGUUAAAAUCGACAAGAACGGAGCAGCCCGAUUUACCCAUUAUACAAUCCAGGAAUACAUCCUGAAGAACAGUAUACUUCCUGCGGACACGAACUUUAAGAUAGCAGCAGCAUGUGCUAGUUAUCUCUUAUUCGAUGAUUUCAGUUGUCAUAAUUUCCUCAGGAUAGAUGGUUCUGGAUUGCAUACGUUUCUAGGAUACGCCUGUGAUUAUGUAUUUUCUCACUUGAGGUGUUGUGAUCAUCCUUUAACGGCCAUUUCCUUCCUCAAUCUCUUUGAGAAAUUAAACCGUGGUAUUAUGCCUGGCUGCGGGCUCCACCUCUGGCCUUCGAAUAUGCCGCUAGGAGCAGCGAUUGAUAUGGGCCUUUAUACUAUUGCUCGACAAUUACUGGAAAUGGGAUGUGAUCGUUCUCCUCUAAACAGUUACAACCUCCAUAAGGCAGUUAUCGAAGAUUCAAGAGAGAUCAUACAAAUCCUUCUUGAAAACGGAGUUGAGAGUUCAGUCUGGGACGAUAAUGGAAUGGCACCACUUCAUCUUGCGGCGAUAAAAGACAAUAUUGAGGUUGUUCGGUUAUUUCUCCAACACGGGGCGGAUAUUUCUAUCCAAGACGGGGAAGUAGGGCUAACAGCACUACACAUGGCCGUGUCCCGAGGCCACAACGGAGUUGUAUCUCUACUUCUGGAGAACGGGGCAGAUAUUUCUACUCCUGAUGAUGAGGGCCAGACAGCAAUACAUUCCGCAGUCCUGGGGUUUCGAAAGAAUCCGGAGACAUUGAGUCUUAUUCUUCAGAUGAGUGAUAGUGCGGAUGUAUGGGCCCAGGAUCAGUCCGGUUGCACAGCCUUUCAUCUAGCAGCAACCCAUGGCUUUGAUGAAGUUAUCCAAUUGUUUAUCGACAACGAGAUAGACUUUAGUAUUCCUAUUAAAAGCAAUUCCGGAUCAACACCACUCCAUAAAGCAGCUCUUCGAGGGCAUAAAUCAUUUGUGCAGCUUCUCAUAAGAGCUGGGGCGGCUGACGAUAUCUCCAUUCAGGAUAAUCAUGGGCGAACAGCACUCCAUCUAGCAUCGCGAGGAGGCCAACAUGGAUAUUUUCAUCCUUCAAGUGUUCAAAAGUAUCAAUCCAAUGUUAGCUAUCGUGGCGUCAUCUUGGCACUUCUCGAAAACGGGGCAGAUAUCUCUAUUCAGGAUUAUAGUGGGCUUACAGCCGUGGACGAGGCAGUAUCUAGAGGCAAUAUCGACAUCCUGCAGCUAUUUCUCGAAGAGGGGGCCGAUCUUUCGCUUUUCAAGGAUCAUGGAUCAGAAGCAUUCUACUUAGCAGUAUCUCUGGGCAGUAAGGAGGUUGCUGGCCUACUCAUCAAGAAAGGUGUCGAUAUUUGGAAAACUUCGGGUGAUUAUAAACAAACAGCGCUCCAUGGCGCAGCAUCUGGAGGGCACUACGAGAUUGUAAAAUCACUUCUUGACACCAAGGCGCGCCCGGAGAUUUCUCUCCAGGACAUAUUCGGGCAAACAGCUCUUCACAUUGCGACUCUAGGGGGGCACUAUGAGAUUGCGCGUCUUCUCCGAGAGAGAGAUAUCAACAUCGAGCUUCGAACAAUAUCUGGACAAACAGCGGCUGAUAUUGCGGCCUCUACGGGCCACACCGAGAUUGCACGAUUGAUUCUUGAAAGCGAAGUACCUCAUCCGCCUAGAUCAGUUAUACCCCACGACACAGGCGUAAGCACAACUCGCCAGGGCGAUUUUAUGAGGAGAGCGGGUGUUUGGGCCACGGGUAAUAUGCAAGCGUCUCAAGGACAGGUAGCACACCACGGGUAUAGAUCGCCAUAUAGUACAAUACAGGCAGAGAGCCAGGAGGCAGUACCAGAUGAAAAGACAAGACAGCAACCGGACGCUAGAAUUUUAAAUAGGAACAAGCGAGCGAGACUAAACGAAACGCCGGCGCAGAUAAGCCAUUCAGAAGAUAUAUUGAAAAAGCCACGAACGGACAUAGAAGAAUCCAUAGAAGCUUCUUUUGCCUGCCGCGGGACUUCCCCUGAAGCUGUUAUUUAUUAA